Messenger RNA from Wyeomyia smithii (pitcher-plant mosquito), 2892 nucleotides. It is a transcript of the gene Dbp73D, whose product is annotated as probable ATP-dependent RNA helicase Dbp73D. The record is from RefSeq and is a predicted model, not a curated record. Bases 300 to 2462 code for a protein of 720 amino acids. Gene Ontology annotation, cellular component: nucleus. Lineage: Eukaryota; Metazoa; Arthropoda; Insecta; Diptera; Culicidae. Gene Ontology annotation, molecular function: ATP binding; nucleic acid binding. The transcript has 6 exons.
UUAAAAUCCGAGUGUAAAAUGAUUGCUUCUGGUAUGCAUGACAUGUCAAAGUGUAAAACACUUGAUUUUGUGCUGUGAACUAAAACUCAAGUGUAUUCCACGUAGAUAUGAAAUGUUUCAUCUAUUAGCACAGAAGUAAGUGGAAUCCACUUGGCAGUAACGUGUCGAUUUUUUACAGUGGAGGCGUCGUAUUGUAACUUUGCCACCCCUACCUGUAUAGAACAAAAACAAAAUUGUGAAACACGUGCGUGCUUGUUUACGUUUUAUGCUAUCAAGUGUCCGCAAAUUUUAUAAUUGAAAUGGCACUAUUCGCAGUAAAUCGGUACGAUGAACCUAAGCUUAGUAAAGAAGAUGAAUCACUCCAGGAAAAUUUAUUUUUGCAACGUCUGGAGUCUAGAAAAAGAAAUAAAGAAAAAGAAGUUUCACCGACUAAAGAAAUCAUUGCCAAGAAUGAUGUAGUAACCGACAAUGAAUCUGACAAGGAAUCGAACGCCGUUGAAAAAGAUGAAGGUAAUGAUUUGGUUCUAGAAGAGAGCUCCAACUUGGCAAAAGAAAAUGGCCAGCCGAUUAAGGAAAGUGUCAAACCGAUCGAACAGGAAUUUCAGUUACUUGGACAUACUCGUUUCGAAAAACUUAAAGAAGUAGAGAGCAUACUACCUCCCUGGCUGUCACAUCCAACGAUAAUAGACGGAGAUUUUACAAGAAAAGGAAAAUCCAUAAAAAAGUUGCCUUAUCUUGAUGAGCAACUUAAAAUAAAUCUCAAAAAUAUGAGUUAUAAAAGGCUUUUCCCUGUGCAGGAAGUUGUGAUACCAUGGAUACUGGAUGUCCAUCGCAAGCCAGCACCUUUUUGGCCUCGGGACGUUUGUAUUUCUUCGCCAACUGGCAGUGGAAAAACAUUAGCUUUCGCUGUUCCAAUUGUUCAGAUGUUAUUGAACAGGAUUGCUCCAGCUGUGCGAGCACUGGUAAUUUUACCGGUUAAAGAAUUAGCAGAACAAGUUUUUGUUGUGUUCGAAAAACUCUGUAAAGGAACGAAGGUUCGACCAUUGUUAUUAAGUCGUAAACAAACUUUCAGCAUCGAGCAAUCAAAGCUUGUUGACUGUUUCAACGGAAGUUAUAUGCCAAAGGUGGACAUUAUUGUAACUACAGCUGGACGAUUAGUUGAGCAUCUGCAUACAACUAAAGGUUUUACUUUGCGACAGCUUCGUUUCUUAAUCAUUGACGAGGCUGACCGAGUAAUGGAUCAAAUCCAGAAUGAUUGGUUGUACCACCUCAACAAACACGUUAAGGAAGAAUCAGAUGAAUAUCUACUUGGCAGAACUGCAGGACAAUUAUCCCAAACGGAGUUAUUUGACAAACCUCGUCAGCCUCAUAAAUUGUUGUUUUCAGCAACUCUUAGUCAGGAUUCUGAAAAACUAAAAACAUUCCGACUUUUUCAUCCCAAGCUGUUCACAGCUGUAGCCAAUCCAGAGAAAUGGCUAACCAACCUAGCCAAGCAUCAUGCCCUUGCCGAAGAAAAACGCGGUAAAUUCAUUGGCCAAUAUGCAACCCCUGUGGAAUUGCGCGAGCUGAUUUGCUUAACGCAAUAUAAGAUAAAACCGCUGACACUUUUUGCAUUGAUUAAGGAAAAUAGCUACAAGCGUUUUCUGUGCUUCACCAGUUCUAUCGAUUCGUCACAUCGUUUGUCGUUUGUAUUGCAAAAAAUGUUCGGUGAUGAAUUGAUAAUCGAAGAGUGGUCCUCUUCUUUAAGUCCAGUGGCAAGGAAGAAUGUACUCAAUCGAUUCUCUCUGGGUAAAGUUAAUGGAAUAAUUUGCACCGAUGCGUUGGCUCGUGGAAUUGAUAUAGAUGAUAUUGAAGUUGUUAUUUCGUAUGACAUGCCACGACAUGUGAAUACUUACAUCCAUCGAAUCGGAAGAACUGGUCGGGCAGGACGACAAGGUACUUCAAUUACAAUGCUAAUUGAUGAGCAACGAAAAACAUUCAAAACGAUACUGGCCGAAGCUGGAAAAGAUGAGCUAGAGUUGAUUAAUAUCAAAUCUAAUGCAGAAGAAGAAUAUGCAGUGUUGUAUUCAAACGCUUUAAAUGACCUGCGUGAAGCACUUGAAUUAGAGAAGCAGACUAUGAAUAAAAUCCGCAAUGGAAUAUCAAUCGCCAACAUGACUAAAGUAAACCUGUUAAGUAAAUUAAAAGAUCGUGUUGACAUUGACACUGGCAACUCAAAAGAAAUGAUCAAGUCGUUAUUGCACCUACCGAAAGCGUGGAGUAAUGAAGCAAUUGAGCAAAAGGCCAAUCAAAACCGGAAACGCAAAUCGAAAAAUCAUGAUGAAAAAGUAGACAUAUGUGACGAUAAGUUACCUACAGGAGAUGCAGAUCUAUCAGCGAAGAAAAGGAAAAUUGCAUCAAGCGGUAAGAGAGAACGUUAUUUCAAACUCAGCACAGAGGCUAGUAGUCGAAAUCAGCAAUAAACAUGCAUGAUUGAACUUCAUAAAUGGUUUUUAUAUGAUGAUCCUUCCUAUUUAUCUGGUUGUGGACGAAAAAAUAUGGCCUUUAUGAAAAAAAAAAAAUAAGGAGAAUGGAAUAAGUUUUUUUUCGUUACGUAAUGUUAAGGGGGCGGGGAUAGUCAUAUUGUCGGUCAGAUUACUACUACAACUCCUAUUGUUACACAGAGGGAAGGGGUCUGCAAUCAAGAUUUCUAGCGUUACGUAGUUUAUGUACCACGCCUAAGUGCUGGUCUUCGCUUCACGAUAUCGUUAUCAGUUGAUACUGGUGACUGAAUCAUUCUCGGGAGGUCACUAUGGGAAUAGAGCCCUUUAGCAACAUGUCGACUAUUAACAUAAGUUAUUUACUGUGAUAAAACAAUUUGAAAAUUUACAGUGGGAAAUACGGAUUGAGAAG